UGAGAUUGAUCUCAAUUCUAUAGACACAUAGGAAUGGAACGAAUGACUAUACAAAAUAGACUUUAUUUUUGUCUUUCCCUCUGUUUCGUCGUCAGCUAUCACAUAUCAUAUGCGCAAUACCAGUGUGAGGCUGGAGUAGAAUAUGGUGGUUCCUGCUACCAUUAUAAUUCUCCGCCUGCCUCUUGGGCAGAUGCUGAAAUUGCAUGCAAUGGCUUCACUGGUGGACACCUUGCCGCAGUACAUUCACAAGACAUAUUUGACUUUAUCCAAAACAUAAUAAGUCCCCCGAGGAAAACCUGGAUUGGUCUAAAGAAGAAAAGUAAUGUCAACGCAUGGGUGACUGGUGAGAAUAGUGUAUACAAUAAUUGGGAGAGUGGAGAACCAGAUAGAAGUGGGGAUUGUAUUCGUAGCAGAGACAAUGAAUUCGAAUGGGGAGACUCGAGCUGUUCUUCUACUUAUGAUUACAUCUGUGAAAAAGAAGCUGUUGGAGGGAGUUGCCCUUACAAUUGGCACAGCUAUCAAUCAAGCUGCUACAUCACAAGUGAUACUUUGGGGCGGUCAGACAAAAGCUGGGAGAAUGCAAGACUUGACUGUGCUAAUUAUGGCGCCCAUUUAGUAACUAUAACAUCAGCAGGAGAAAACUCAGUUGUAGCAAAUUUGCGAUCAUCCAGUCACUGGUAUGGUAUGAAAGCUGGUUUGUAUUUCUGGAAUGGCAACGGCACAUACGCCGACUCAUAUGCCGAGUGGCUCAACUGGGAUAGUACUCCAUCCACGAACUUAGCCGAGUCCUCAAGCUGUGUGUUUUCAGAUCCCCCAAGACAGUUUCGUUGGAGAACUGAUUCGUGUACAAAAUCAUAUGAAUUCCUUUGUGAAUCACAACUGGUUGACAUCGAUGAAUGCGCACAAGGAACACAUAACUGUCACCAAGAUGCCAACUGCACAAACACAGACGGGAGCUUUGGCUGCAACUGCAAUCCAGGAUAUUCUGGAGACGGCGUGACCUGUGCGGAUGACGAUGAAUGUACCCUGAACACGCAUAAUUGUGACAUUAACGCUGUUUGUAACAACGCCGUGGGAUCAUUCUUGUGUGCUUGCGACUCUGGUUACCUUGGAAAUGGAACACACUGCGAAGUGAUGAUCCCAACUCGCAAAAGGGGACUGGAUUCCCAGGUCUACAAAGGUCAGAGGCUGACAAAUCAUAUUCUUGAUAUGGCAAGGUCAAGGUCGAGAAUUGACUGUGCACGUCUUUGUAACACGAAACGCGACUGCGUUGCUUUCAAUUUCAAGAAGAAAGGACUGGAUAACAAUUGCCAACUGUUGUCUCGGAAAAUGGAUGAUUCGCCGCCAACUGAUUUGAUCAUUGAUUCAGACUGGAAUUAUUACGAAGUUCAAAUGCGUGUUUGGGAAUAGAUUUAGUGAAAUUGGUAAUCAAUGAUAUAGAUUAAUCUUCAACAUACAACCAAAUUUGAAAAUUAGCUCAUUUAUGGAACCAAAAUAGUGAACAUUAUUUUGCUCCUGUUCAGACCAUAUAAACAUGUACAACCUUAGUGUGUAAAACACUUACUUUCUCAAACUCAGUUUCUCAUAUAUGGUUAUGCCCCAAGUUCAGGUUCUCUAGGAACAUAUUUGGAUGUCUAUAGGAACUCAUUUGUUUGAUAUAUCGAUGUGAAUAGGUUACAUUAUUUUUGCAUGAUUUUGACGACACGUGUCCAUGA
Messenger RNA from Owenia fusiformis, 1715 nucleotides. The record is from the annotation of a GenBank genome assembly. NCBI's taxonomy places the organism in Eukaryota, Metazoa, Annelida, Polychaeta, Sabellida, Oweniidae.